Molecule: messenger RNA, 605 nt
Organism: Homalodisca vitripennis (glassy-winged sharpshooter)
Lineage: Eukaryota; Metazoa; Arthropoda; Insecta; Hemiptera; Cicadellidae
Exons: 4
Coding region: 135-530 (131 amino acids)
Source: RefSeq, a predicted model, not a curated record
CGUUUCUAUAGCAAUUAGAAAAAUGGCUAAGUGAAAAUUUGUUAUACCUUUUGUAAAUUUUAGUUUGUCAUGAUCCAAGCUAUAAAACUAAGAGCACUCAGUUGUCUUGUAUCACGGCAUGCUGGGAGAUCGGCAUGCUGAGAAAAGCCGCCAAGGCCUCAAGACCGAUCCUGGCUAGUCCUCACUUAGUCCGUCAGACUCGUCGCAUUCGAUCUGCCAGACACUACGGAACCAUCGCAAGGAAACAAACAGGGAAAAAACAAUCGACGAAAGCCGGAAAAGAAAACACAAGCAGGUUGUUUGUGGUGCUUCGUGAGGCGAGCCAGGGCAGGUACUACAGAUUCGAGAGGCUCUACCCCCGUCGGGUACAGAGAUUACGACCCCCUGGUGCACGGCAUGAGGGAGUGGAUGCCCCUGAAGCCUUCAGACCCCUUAGCAAUACCCAGCACUACCAGCGAGAUGGCCCGCUCCAUCAUCGCCAAUGUGAUACAAAAGCUUCCGGACGACGACCUGUCUCCCUCGUAAAAUAAAUAUUAAAUUAUGUGUUGCUGUAAAAUAUUGGUAUGAUUGUGUUUUAUUGAUAAACUGAAUAUGGCACACAGUUA